GAAAGACGAAUAGAAAGACGUGUGCUCACCACAAAUCGACGACAAGGCUGAAGGGCGAGCAACGCCGUGGCAACAAUCAUCUUUCGUAGUUGGUGUUUGAUUCCCGAGGGCAGACAACCAGGAUCUGAGAUGAAGGCAAGACAUCAUCUUUGGGGAGUUGUCAUCACCAUCCCAUUCAGUCUAAUUUGUGUGUUUCGGUGCAUGUUGACAUCCGCUGGCUUAGCUACCCAAGGAUUGCAAGCCAAGACCAUGACACACGGUUGGUCCAUGUGCGUGCUUCUAAUCUUCAGUGUUUUCAUCGGAUUGGGCCAGGGCACCCCACCUUGGCCAAAUUCCUAUUGGGAUAUACCUGGCGAUUAUUGCAGUGCUCGAUAUCCUAGCGGCCAAUGUUGUAAUGGGCGACAAGAUCCGUGCAGUGUGCCCAUUUUAGGCACUCUUUGCUAUUGCGAUACGUUUUGCAACCGAACGGAGAACUCGGAUUGUUGUCCCGACUACUUCACACAUUGUGAAGGACUCUCGGAUUAUCAAUAUGCCCUGGCUAAACCAGAGGAAGUGAUCAAGCUUGAGGAUUUGGAAUGUCCUCAAGGAUCAGCCCUGACCACAGAUGGAUCCAGUCCCAAAUGUUUUUCGAACGGAAGGCUUGUGUCAACACGGGAUAAAGUGGAGGACAAUUGUAAUAUCUGCAAGUGUCAAGUGUCGCCCUCGAAUAGCAAUUGCAUGGAACUCAUUUGUGAGACCAAACUGUGCGCUUUGGACCAACGCACCAUGGAUGAAUUGGACUAUGGUUUCGCCAGCAACCAAUACAGUUGGAAACCCACCACCAACUACUCGAAUUUCUGGGGUUUGACGCUCGAGGAUGCCAUAAGUAAGCGAUUGGGGACGGUCCGACCUGAGGCUCCUGUAAGUGCGCUUGUGAAUGAUAUGUCGGCCAUUGAGUUUGUUUACCGAUCUGAAGACCUUCCCAAGUCAUUCGAUGCCCGAGAUAAGUGGCGUGGAAAAAUCACUCCAGUUUUAGACCAAGGCGAAUGCGGGGCUUCAUGGGCAUUUUCUACAAUAUCCAUGGCUUCAGACAGAUUUGCCAUUGAAGGACAAACUGAAGAGGCUUUAUCACCUCAGUCGUUGAUUUCCUGUAACACCCAGGGUCAAAAUGGUUGCCGUGGUGGAUCAGUUGAUAGGGCCUGGAAUUUCUUGCGAAGAUAUGGGACUGUCCCGGAGGAAUGCUAUCCUUUCGAUGAUUUUAGAGGGUAUGGAUCGGGCGACGAGGCCAGCUCUUGUCGAAUUCCCAGAGGACACAAGUCUCGACCUCUGCAAGCAUUUGAGAAUUGCAAAGGUUUAGACAAACGUCGAGGCUUAUUUCGAACUCAACCAGCCUACAAAGUGGGGCGGCGAAACACUCGAGAACACCCAAGAAGAACUGAGGAAGACAUUAUGUUUGAGAUCAUGACCCAUGGACCCGUUCAAGCUCUUAUGGAGGUGCCCUCGGAUUUUUUCAUGUACCAGAGUGGAAUCUAUCAAAGGACUAAUCUAGCAUCCCAGUCUCUAACAGGGUUUCAUUCUGUAAAAUUGAUCGGAUGGGGUGAAGAACGAGGCAUUCCGUACUGGAUUUGUAUGAACUCGUGGGGUGAAGAUUGGGGCGAGUCCGGAUUGGUUCGGAUUCGUCGGGGCGUUAAUGAGGUUAACAUUGAAGAUUUUGUGGUUGGCGUGUGGGUUCAAACGGAGAGGCGAGUUCGAGGCCAACAACGUGAGCGUAGACAACGGCGAUUAAGCCGAAUGGCGGCUCGUCGAGCCCGAGCCAGCCGUUUGCGACGGAGACAACACGAUAAGGACGAACAAGUCAUGAACCAUUACCAAGUGGGAUAAUGAUUGCCAUGACGCCCAAAUUGCUAUAGGCCAAGAUCAAGCCACAAUCUCGAAAGCGAUAAUUACUAAAGAGCUUCUAACUGUCCUCCUAUUCCCAUUUUCCUAACUUAGAAACUGCCAGCAAAAACCUUACGUUUAUAAGGGCUGUCUACUCAAAUGUAUUGCAUAUAGUAAUAAUCUGAAUGAAGGCAUUAAACAGUAUUCUCAGCAAGCCUAA
This is a messenger RNA of Tigriopus californicus, 2077 nucleotides long. RefSeq lists its product as uncharacterized. Bases 130 to 1860 code for a protein of 576 amino acids. The transcript is spliced from 9 exons. Gene Ontology annotation, molecular function: cysteine-type peptidase activity. The record is from RefSeq and is a predicted model, not a curated record. NCBI's taxonomy places the organism in Eukaryota, Metazoa, Arthropoda, Copepoda, Harpacticoida, Harpacticidae. Gene Ontology annotation, cellular component: lysosome. Gene Ontology annotation, biological process: proteolysis.